This is a messenger RNA of Lucilia cuprina (Australian sheep blowfly), 2475 nucleotides long. RefSeq names its product tetracycline resistance protein, class A. The record is from RefSeq and is a predicted model, not a curated record. The transcript is spliced from 7 exons. Gene Ontology annotation, cellular component: membrane. The coding region runs from base 600 to 2315 and encodes 571 amino acids. NCBI's taxonomy places the organism in Eukaryota, Metazoa, Arthropoda, Insecta, Diptera, Calliphoridae. Gene Ontology annotation, biological process: transmembrane transport. Gene Ontology annotation, molecular function: transmembrane transporter activity.
AACAAAAAAAAAUUAAUUAAAGUAUUAUUAAAAUUUAAAAACAAAACCUCAAUUAUCAUAUAAAUGAAAUAUAAUAAAAAAUUAACCAUAAAUAAUGUAUUAAUCGCUACUAAUAGCAGCAAACAACAAAAACCAAUAAUUUGUCGAAAAAAAUAACUGGAAAUUCAACACGAAAAAUUUCCACAUGUGAAAAUAUUUAUUUAUUAAAAUUAACCAACAACACAACAACUACAACAAAAAUAAUCGAAAAUUAUUUAAUAAUUAUUUGUUGUAAAAUAAUAUAUUUAAAACCAUAUUCCCAUCUUAACUAUAAAACGGCAAUUGUUAUAACAACAACAUUGUUGUUAUUUACCGUAAAAAAGUAUUAACAACAAACAUUUAUUAUAUUCAAUUAUUUUGGUUUUAAUAACAAAAAAAAUAAAUUUUGAAAUACAAUUAAAAACACAAUAGAGUGUCCGAGUCUAAGUAUUAGAAAAGAAUUCGUAUGAGUGGGAACGUGAAUGUUUGAUUUACUAACUGUAUUACUUAGUUGUUGUUUGUAUUUGCAACACUUUUUCCUGUCAUAAAAUCGAUACAACUCAAAAUUUAGGCUAUAGACCAUGGGUGUCUCUAGUGAACCCUGUAAAACUGUCGCCGUUACAAAAUCUAAAUUAGAUGAAAAACCAUCACUAACAUGGCGAGAAAAACUGGAUAAAAUCAUAAAAAAUAUAACCGUAGAACCGGUGGUGGCGGCAUAUAUUAUGCCGAGUGUAUUGUCAAAUUUGGCAACGCAAAAUCUAAAUUUGGAAAAAGCCUGCCGUGUAAAUAUGAACUAUGGUGAUGAGAUCUGUGAUGCCUUGACGAGAAGAGAAACAACUAAUUAUACGAUGGAAGAAGAAACCAUCCAAAAAAUGGUUGCCCAUAUGGUGGCCUGGAAAACUGUGAUACAAUCUCUAUUUCCCUGCUUGCUGAUAUUGUUUUGGGGUUCGUGGAGUGAUAGACAUCAUCGGAGAAAACCUUGCAUUAUGAUACCGAUAGUGGGAGAAUUUUUGGGAACUGUAGGUCUAAUGUUGUGCGUAUAUUUCAAACAAACACCCAUGGAAGUGGCUGGUCUAACGGAGGCCAUAUUUCCCUCGCUAAGUGGUGGUUGGUUUGUCAUGCUUAUGGGAGUUUUCAGUUAUAUAGCUGACAUUACCACCGAAGAGGAGAGAACACUAAGAGUUGGUAUUUUAAAUAUCUGCUUCUCGGUGGGCGUGCCCAUAGGUACGGCUCUUAGUGGAGUGUUGCUGAAAAAAAUUGGAUUUUAUGGCGUUUUCUCCAUUUCGGCUAGUUUGUAUGUGUUCUCUUUGGUUUAUGGUUUCUUCUUUUUACCCGAACCCCGUCCCCGUUGUAUACAACCGGAGACAAAAGAGAAGCCUAAAAGUUUAUUAGCCGACUUUUUCGAUAAACAACAUAUAGUGGAAACAUUCCGCGUGGCCUUCAAAAAAGGAGAGAAUAAAAGAAGAGCACGUGUUAUCUUACUCAUGAUUGUCGUAAUGGUAGUCAUAGGACCCAUUUAUGGUGAAAUGAAUGUCAUGUAUUUGUUUACUCGCUAUCGAUUCAAUUGGAAUGAGGUGGAUUUCAGUGUUUUCAAUACAUUUGCUGUGGUAACAGGUUUAGUGGGUGUUUUGUUUUGUGUGGGCGUUUUAUCGCAUAAACUCAAAAUUGAUGAUGCUCUUAUUGGUGUUCUAUCUAGUACUUCUAAGAUUCUCUCGGGCUUUGUUUAUGCCUUUGCCACGUUACCCUGGCAUAUGUAUGUGGGUGCUAUUGUGGAGAUCUUUAAUGGUACCUCAUUUAUAGCCAUGCGUUCUAUGGCUACUAAACUGGUGUCAAAGGAUGAAUUGGGUAAAGUAAACUCAUUGUUUGGUGUGGCAGAAGCUCUUAUGCCGGUAGUGUACGCUCCCAUGUAUAGUACACUAUAUGCUGCCACUAUAAAAGUAUUUCCCGGUGCAUUUUAUAUACUGGGAGGCGGUAUUACCGUAUUGGCUGUGAUAAUAUUCUUCUGGAUGUACAAUUUCCAACGUCAACUUAAUCGUAAACUCAAACUAACCGAUCAAGAGUCUGCUAAAGACACCAAUGGCAAUAUUAGUACUAUUGAUGCCAUUGCCUUGGCUUCGGAGGCAAAGGGCCAUUUAAAUGGUAUCGUUACAAAUGCCUUGCACGAACAUAUUUGCGAUCAUACUUGUCAAACGAAUAAUUGUGUGAGUGCCAGUAAUAAUGGUUUGGAUAAUAAAGCUUUUAUGCCCGAUGUGGUUGAUAAUGGGGAUGUGAAAUCUGAACAUAAUACGCAUUUGUAAUAUUAGGAUAUAUAUUUUUUUUUAAUUUCUCUAUGUGAAAAAUCUUAGAAGUGAAAUUUAAAGUGAUAAAAGUAUUGUUUUUUAUGUUAUAUUUGUUAAUAUGUAUUAUAUUAAAGUUAAAUAAUAAUAAAAUAGUUUUUUAAAAUAAUAAUAAAUAAAA